Molecule: messenger RNA, 2418 nt
Organism: Ceratitis capitata (Mediterranean fruit fly)
Lineage: Eukaryota; Metazoa; Arthropoda; Insecta; Diptera; Tephritidae
Product: transforming growth factor-beta-induced protein ig-h3
Biological process (GO): extracellular matrix organization; cell adhesion
Cellular component (GO): extracellular matrix
Molecular function (GO): cell adhesion molecule binding
Source: RefSeq, a predicted model, not a curated record
UCCAAACGUCUGUACUGACAAGGAAGAGGAUGAAAAAGUUGUCGAUCCAAAAGCUGACGUGAAUGGAACAGAGGAACUUGCACCUGGAGUUUCGGAAAGCAUUGAUGUGAGACCACAAAACUUCGCACAAUUCCAAUUCAGCCUUAACUCAUGCGUUGAGAGAUCAAAUAAAUAUGUCUGCACGCGUGUCAUUAACCAGAAUGGCAAGAAGAAGACAAUCACAAUAACACGUCAGUGUUGUCAUGGUUAUGGACGUCCACGUAAUGCUGACUUCGCAACUCCAUGUGAGAAAAUGGAAAUUAAAAACAUCGAUGCAACUGCAGCCGACAUGGGCGCCAAAGAGUUCGUGGCAACUGCGAAGAACGCUGGCAUCGGUGAAGUUUUAGCAAACAAAAACGUGACCAUCUUCAUGCCAGUGGAUGCUGCCUUCAACAACUACAUCGAUCAGCUGCAAAGCGAAAAUAAUGCUGUUGAGCCUAAGGGUGAUGGCGCAAUGAUGAACUUAUACAAGCGACACAUUGUUGAUGGUGAAAUCAGUUUGUAUGACCUCAAAAACGAUCAGCUGCUAAAAACUCAACAGCCCGAACAGUCCAUACGCAUAAAUGCCUUCGAAGUGCCACUUGCUUUGGGUGGUGAACCCUACCGUUUCACAGCCAAUUGCAUUCCAAUAGAGAAACAUGAUAAACUCUCCGAGCAGGGCUUGAUUCACACUGUGGACGGUGUAAUGAAGCCAGUGACAAAGAACGUUAUGGACUUGAUACGCGAACGCGCUGAUAUGUCCAUUAUGCGCACUGUACUAGAGAACACCAAGCUUAACAAACUGCUUGAGGGUGAGAAACCAGUCACCGUUUUUGUGCCAACGGAUGAUGCAUUCGAUAAGGUAGACCCACAUCUGCGACGAGCGCUCAAAGAGGGCAAGGGCUGUGGUGCAAAUAUUCUUAAGAAUCACAUUCUCGAUUUGACCUUCUGUUCCGUUGCUUCCAUACCCGGUGCCAAGACAACCGCCUACAACUUGCUUGGUGAAGCGAUGCGUUUCAAUCGCAGCCAAUCGGCCGCUGGCAAGUCGGAGGUUGCUGACUUAGUUGGUGAACAGCCGGUAGUCAUCAAUGGCAUUGCGAAAAUCACUGAAGCAGACAUAAUGGGCACCAAUGGCGUGUUACAUGUGAUUGAUACCAUUCUACCAACCGAAUCGGCAUUACCGCUAUCGACGCUGAUGCAAGAGAAAAAUGUUACAAUCUUUAAGCGUUUACUUGAAGCCGCUGGUUUGGAUAAUAAAUAUGAUGACAUGGAUAAUGUGACUGUAUUUGCGCCAACCGACAAAGCUUUACAAGGCACUAAAUGGCCUCAACUUUUGGAAGAGUCACCGGAGAAACUGAGCAAUAAUGCAGAAUUAAUUGAAUUCCUUAACUAUCAUGUGGUGCAGCCGAUGACCAAGACUUGUGACUUAGUCGAUUCUACACUGCCAACAGUUGCUGGUCCCGAAGUACGCAUCAAUCUCUAUUCCACACAUGCGCUCUUCUCUAAUGUCAUGAAUCGUGCUACCGUCAAUUGUGCUCGUUUGGUUCAUUUCGACGAUGAAAGCUGUGGCUCAGUGUUGCAUCAAGUGGACAAACCACUUGUGGCACCAAAAAUGAAUCUAUUGCAACUCUUGGAAUCCAACCCCAUGUAUAGCAAAUUCCUCGAACUGGUACGUGCCGCUAAUCUAACCACAAUUUUAUCAAAUGCCGACGACAGCUACACACUACUUGUGCCAAAGAAUGAUGUAUUUGAAGAAGUCGCAGACUGGGAAACCACAUUAACCAAAGAUAAAUCCGAAUUGGAGAACCUGAUCAAGACACAUAUUGUCAACGAUGUUGUCUGCUGCGCUGGUAUCAUACCGACAAACUGGCCAUUUGUGCGCUCGAUCGAAGCAUUGAAUGGUGCACAUUUGCGCAUUACACGUGACCGCCGUCCGAAGAUCGAAAAUGCUGGUGUGACCAAGUGUGAUGCGAUCGCUACAAAUGGUAUUGUUCACGAGAUCAACGAUAUUUUAAUUCCACAAAGACGUCAGCACCGUCCACAACAACCAUCAUAUCAACCUCACUUGGACACAUUCGGUGAUUUGUUCUUUUAGACACAGACUUAGCAAUAACAAUAUGAGAGUUAUUCUCCUAGAAAAGCUUUAAGCAGUUAUUGCUUACCAAGCUGAAAUUUGCGAUAUUUUUCCUCUAUAUAUUUAUUACCACAAUAAAAAAUUUAAUUAUUUUUUAUUUUGAUUUAUACAUUCGAAUAUACAAUACUAUAUAAUGCAUACAUACACGUACAUAUAUAAUACACCCUUUUUUAAAUAAAUUAUAUUGUUUUUAAAUUUAUUAAACCGAUUUGUGAACGUUUGUAUUCGCGAACAUAAUUAAAUAAAAAAAAGAACUUACGAAAAAA